This is a messenger RNA of Leguminivora glycinivorella, 1137 nucleotides long. RefSeq names its product gustatory receptor for sugar taste 64a-like. Gene Ontology annotation, biological process: detection of chemical stimulus involved in sensory perception of taste; sensory perception of chemical stimulus. The transcript is spliced from 8 exons. The record is from RefSeq and is a predicted model, not a curated record. Lineage: Eukaryota; Metazoa; Arthropoda; Insecta; Lepidoptera; Tortricidae. Bases 16 to 1137 code for a protein of 373 amino acids. Gene Ontology annotation, cellular component: membrane. Gene Ontology annotation, molecular function: taste receptor activity.
GAUUUUUUACAGGUAAUGGCCAUAAUAUUCCGUUUCUCGCGUUGGUUCGGUGUAGCUGGUUCCGGAAAUGCCUUCUGGAAAACAUUUGGGCUUUGCAUUUUACUUUUGCUCGGAUUCAUAGAAGGCGUUGCUAUCUGGCGUGUCGUUAAAGCACUUGCAGGAUGGGCUAUUGAUACUGAGGGUCAUAGAAGUGUGACUGUACGUCUAGCGGGUGCUACUUUCUACGCGUCUUCAAUAACUACGCUUAUUCUUUCUUGGAAGUUAUCGUCGUCGUGGGAAACAAUAGCUUCGUAUUGGUCAUCCAUUGACCGAAGUGUAGCAAUCAACGUUCCAACUGAUAAAAAAAUAAGAACUCGCAUGAUCACAGUCACAUCUGUGAUGGUAACAUGUGUUGUUGUGGAACAUGCCAUGAGCAUGAUGUCACAAGUUGGGUUUGACUGCCCGCCUUCACUUAUUCUAAAGCGGUACACACUGAUGUCUCAUGGAUUUUUGUUACUCAGAACAGAUUAUUCACUAUCUUUUGCCGUACCACUUCUAUUUAUGAGUAAAAUAGCUACGAUCCUCUGGAAUUAUCAGGACAUACUUAUAGUAUUAAUAAGCAUGGGAUUAACAUCGCGAUACAACACACUUAACCAAUACGUUGCUAAGUCCUCUUCGCCCUGCAAGGAUUUUCCUUGGAACUCUCACGAUGAGUGCAGUAAAGGUCACACGUGGCGGAGGAUCCGUGAGGCGUAUGUUAAGCAGGCCCAGCUAGUUCGCCGAUUGGAUGAGUCACUAGGCGGACUCAUCUUGCUCUCAAACCUUGUUAACUUUUACUUCAUUUGUCUACAAUUAUUUUUAGGGAUUACACAAGGACUUUCUGGAGAUCUGAUAAAACGUUUAUACUACGUGGUGUCGUUGGUGUGGUUAUGCGUCCGAGUGAGUUGCGUGGUGCUCGCGGCUGCUGAUAUAAACGUGCACUCCACGAAAGCUCUCCAACACCUCUAUGCUAGUGACAGCCACCACUACAAUAUAGAAAUUGUGAGAUUACGAAAUCAGCUCAGUAAAGAUUACAUCGCUUUAUCGGGACUGGGUUUUUUUUCCCUUAACAGAACAAUUUUAUUACAGGUACAUGGCAGGAGCUAUAAUCACGUAUGA